AUGGCCAAAGAUUCCGAUGGCCUCGAUUUUGGCAAUGGGAACUUUGCAUUCGGUGCCGACAUCACCGGCCUCCAAACCUUCGCACCUUUUGCCAUCAUGUCCACCUGGGGAUGGCACAAUUUUAGUUUACCGACUACAGUAGGGCAAACGUCACCCGAUGACUUCACAGGGCUUGAUUGGUGGACCCAUGGGAGACUUGUCAACUACGACAUGCCCAAUCCGGCUGAAAAUGACAUCUCCAACUGGUUGAUUCAGAAUCCACAGCGACUUAAUCUGGCAAGGACUGGGUUUUCCUUCGGUAGCGUCGACGUCGCUGAGGCCGAUCUUCAACAAAAGAGUCAAGAAUUAGACUUGUGGUCAGGAACAAUCAACUCAUCCUUCGUUUACAACGAUACAUCUGUUACGGUGGAGACAAUUGCGGAGCCAGCCUCCGAUGCUGUCGCAAUCAGCGUGGAAUCAAAGUUGUUCCAAGACGGCAUGGGAAUAUUCUUUGAUUUCCCAUACUCGGACCUCAACAAAUUCGACGCCCCGUUUGUAGGUGUUUGGAAUGCGACUUCCAAUCAUUCCACGAAAAUGACAACAAUCAAUUCUCACUCUGCCGAAAUCAAGCACACAUUGGAUGAGAAUAGUUACUACGUGACGAUCACUUGGGAGAACCCAGGUGUUAUCUCUGGUCCAACCGAUGGCACGCAUCGCUACCAUUUCUACUCAAGCAGUAGUCGUGUGCGCAUGACUGUCAGCUUUUCUCUUGAACCAAGCAAACAGAGUAAUGAUCUCAAACUUGCAGACAUUAAGCGGUCAUCCGAAUCUUGGUGGCAAUCCUACUGGUGCAAAGGGGCAUUCAUUGAUCUAUCAGCUGCAGCGGCCGUCAAUAGUAGCGCGGCCGAGCUGCAGCGUCGCACGAUCCUCUCACAGUACCUCGUUGCUGUGAACGAAGCCUCGGCAAAUCCGCCACAGGAGUCGGGCUUGGUCAAUAAUGGCUGGUACGGCAAGUUCCAUCUUGAAAUGAGUCUGUGGCACCUGGCACAUUUCGCCCGCUGGAACCAUUUUGAUCUGUUGGAGCGCAGCAUCCCUUCGAUUUACGAGCGGCUUCUUCCUUCGAGCAUUGUGCGUGCCAAAGAGCAAGGGUACAGCGGAGCAAGAUGGGGCAAGAUGACGGAUCCAACUGGUCGAUCUGCUCCUGGCGAAAUCAAUGCCCUCCUUAUAUGGCAACAACCGCAUCCAAUGUAUUUUGCAGAGCUUGAGUAUCGAGCGCAUUCGAAUCACGCAACACUGGCUAAGUGGGAUGCCAUUCUCACUGCCUCUGCGGAUUUCAUGACUUCCUUUGCGUGGUGGAAUACUUCUACUGCCGUUUAUGACCUAGGACCGCCCAUGUACCCCGUGUCUGAAAACACCUCGCCCAAUGCAACUGUCAAUCCGACCUUUGAGCUGGCAUACUGGCGAUUUGGACUCGAUAUUGCAGUGCGCUGGAAGGAAAGACAAGGCCAAUCGGCACCAAAGCUGUGGACUCGGGUUCUUGAGAACCUGGCGCCGCUUCCCAUUGUGGACGAUGCCUAUGCCCUGUACGAAGGCAUCCCGGACAUGUGGACUAGUAACGACACGACAAACGACCACCCAGCCAUGACUGGGAUUUAUGGUCUCUUGCCACCUCCGUCAACCGGUCCGCCAAUUAAUUUGACCAUAGUUCAGAAAACAGCCGAGAAGGUCAAGGAGCUGUGGGCGCUGGAGGAUUCGCAAUCGCGUAUCUACUCGACCCGCGAUUCCAAUUUGAUGACGCUGGAUAUCCAGAGGGGGGGAAGUCGUGUUCCGACUCCGUAUAUGCCGGAUGCUGCGUCUCUACUGCUCGCGACGGCCAUGAUGGCUGGGGGCUGGGAUGGAGCGGAAGGGGCGCACUUUCCCCGAGACUGGCCAGUGAAGGUUGACGGGUUCAGUCCUGGAAUGUGA
Penicillium daleae is the source of this 1944-nucleotide messenger RNA. RefSeq lists its product as uncharacterized. NCBI's taxonomy places the organism in Eukaryota, Fungi, Ascomycota, Eurotiomycetes, Eurotiales, Aspergillaceae. Gene Ontology annotation, biological process: carbohydrate metabolic process. The record is from RefSeq and is a predicted model, not a curated record. The coding region runs from base 1 to 1944 and encodes 647 amino acids. The transcript is spliced from 4 exons.